This is a messenger RNA of Gilbertella persicaria, 867 nucleotides long. Its product is annotated as Alpha/Beta hydrolase protein. Lineage: Eukaryota; Fungi; Mucoromycota; Mucoromycetes; Mucorales; Choanephoraceae. The coding region runs from base 1 to 867 and encodes 288 amino acids. The record is from RefSeq and is a predicted model, not a curated record. The transcript is spliced from 3 exons. Gene Ontology annotation, cellular component: mitochondrion.
AUGUUGCGUUCUAGUCUUUGCUUCAAGCCUUUUGUUGCCCAUCGAGGCUAUAGUACAGUCACAAAGGCACUUAAUUUGUCAUUCGAUAAACAUUCAAUAAAGUCCUCAGAAGAAUCACCCCUUCUAAUUUGUCAUGGCUUAUUCGGCUCCAAACAAAAUUGGAGUUCACUUGCCAAAGCCAUAAGCGCCCGUCUAAACCGAGACGUGUAUACUCUUGACCUUCGUAACCAUGGUGACAGUCCUCACUCUGAAGAGCACACGUAUGAAGCAAUGACUUCAGACUUGGUCAACUUUGUUUCGCAACACAAUCUAAAGAAUCCUAUCUUGCUCGGACAUUCUAUGGGCGGAAAAGCUGUCAUGGCAACAGCCUUGCAACAUCCUGACCUGGCUUCCAAAUUAGUAGUAGUUGACAUGCCACCUCUUGCAUUAACACUCUCACGUAGUUUCGCGACCUAUGUUGAUGCCAUGAGAGAGAUUGAAGCUUCCAAACCAUCUAAGCAAAGCGAUGCAGACAAGAUUCUAGCUAAAUAUGAAUCCAAUAUAGGCGUGCGCAUGUUUCUCUUGACUAAUUUGAAGCGCACUCAAGAUAAUUCACUCCGUUUCCGUGUACCCUAUGAUAUUUUGGGACGUUCUUUGAGCUCCAUUGGGGCUUUUAAUAUUCCUGACCAUCUUUCGUACGAUAAGCCUACUUUGUUUAUUGCUGGAGGAAAGAGUCCUUAUCGCCCUCCUUUUGAUAAACACUCUGAAAAGAUAACAAAUAUGUUUCCUAACUCUCAAUUAGAAGUUGUCGAAGGUGCUGGGCAUUGGGUUCAUGCUGAAAAACCAGAUACUGUAUUAGGUUUAAUUACUUCUUUUAUAAACAAGUAA